Molecule: messenger RNA, 2054 nt
Organism: Petromyzon marinus (sea lamprey)
Lineage: Eukaryota; Metazoa; Chordata; Hyperoartia; Petromyzontiformes; Petromyzontidae
Product: G-protein coupled receptor 146-like
Biological process (GO): G protein-coupled receptor signaling pathway
Cellular component (GO): membrane
Molecular function (GO): G protein-coupled receptor activity
Source: RefSeq, a predicted model, not a curated record
ACGAAUUUAGUUUUGUUUUAAAAAAGAACAGUUUAUACGGUAAAGGUGCAGCGAAGAGAUGUUUCUCUCUCCCAAGCGCUGGCGGAAGGGACUGGCACUCGAGGCAGCUGCAGUGUUUGCUCCAAUCUUCUGAUAAACACGCGCAAACACUGUGGGCCCAUUUACAUUGCAUUGCUGGCUGGCAGUGUAAGAAAGCUGAGUCGUUGUUUAAUUCUCAUCGCUGAGAGAUCGAAUUGAACCGGUGAGUUCUCUGCGUCUAACCUGAACACCUCUUGCAUUAACAGUUUAUAAUGUAUCACCAUUUCGUUGGGUUUUACCGUCCUCCAAGUUUCAAGUUGUCCGUAUUCUUUACGCAACGCGUCCGACAUUUCUAUUCAUCGACAUGUCGACGAAUCGAUGCAUCAUCCCCCACCCACGCCUUCGAAUAAGCGGCGACGACGUUCGUGGCCACAUUUUCCCCCAACCCCCGGGGUACUUGCAGAUGUACAUAUUUGAGGCUGAGUCGACUUAGACUAAGGCGCAUGCCAGGCCAAGGGCGAUGUCCCAACACGACAGGCCAAAUUGCCAAAUCGUUUCCGUGAAGCGUAUCUUCGCCCCUUCCUGAUACAGAAGCCACUCACUGACCACCUCCCACUCACACAAAGAACCACCACCACCGACCACCCAUCUCCGAACGGCUAACGAGCUGGUCGUCGAGUAAGCGUGAGUGUCUUGCGUGCGCGCACAAUCACGACCAAUCAAUAUUCGAACCGGUGCUGGGCAUCCCCUAGGUCGACUCAGCCUUAAAUGAGGGUCAAGAUGUGGGACUGCGUCCCCGACCCGUGGCAUGAGGAGGCCCUGGGCAACGCGUGCACCCUGGCCACACGUGACUUCACUCUCAUGCGCAGCGGGCGACUCCUCCGCGAUGCCUCGUGCGCCUUGGACCAUCGUCAGGGCGAGGUCGUCCUCGCCAUCAUCUGCUCCAUCUUCCUGGCCACGCUGGUGCCUCCCUUGCUGCUCCUCAAUCUCGGCGUGGCCGCCGUGAACCUGUGCGGUGGACGCCGCGCCCUCGCCGCCAUCGGCGGGGGCGCCUCAACUCCUCCUCCUCCUCCUCCUGCUCCUCAUCCCCGGAGCGCCGCGGCUCGCCAACCGUCCGCGGUGGACGUGUACGUGACGAGCGCCGCGCUGGCCAACGCCCUGCAGCUGAGCGUGGCUCUGGCGCACCUCACGGGGCUGACGCACGACGGGCCGGACGCGACGGACGGCGGUGCCUCCGAGCGCGACCCGCCCGUCGCGCACGGCUGCGCCGUGGCCUACGUCCUCUUCCACGUGUCGGCGCUGGCGAGCGCCUACUCGGUGACCCUGCUGGCCUUCGACGCGUACCUGGAGGCGGCGCUACCGGCGGGCUCGCGCCCGCCGCUCGUGGACGCGCGCAGCGCCCCGCACGUGUGCGCCUUCCUGUGGGGCGGCUCGUGCCUGGCCGCGUUCCCCGCCGCGCUGCAGAUCGGCUGCUCCCGGCGCGGGCAGCUCGACUGCGUGGCGCUCGGCGUGCGGGAGCUCGCCGACGUCUCGCUCGUCGUCACGGGCUUCGUCGUGCCGGUCGCGGGGUCGUGCGUGAGCGCGUGGUGCGCCGCGCGUCUCCUGUCACGCGGCGGCGGCGGCGGCGGCAUCGACAUUAACAUUGACCACGACGACCGGGAAGCGCAGAGAGGCGCGCUGCGCAUGGCGCUCGUGGCGGUGCCCGUCCACUUCUCGCUGUGGGCCCCGUUCUACGCCACCGUCGGGGCCGGCGUGUUCGCCGCCGUGAGGAGGAGGCCCUCGUUCCGCCUGCUCAAGGCGCUGGCACAGAUGCUCGCGUACGCGCCCCCGUGCGUGGCGCCGUGCGUGUACGCGCGCAUGUGCCGUGGAGUGGCGGAGCGCGCAAGGCUCGUGAGGGCCGUGCUCGGGUCGCGGUGCGGGAGGCGACGCUACACCAGGCACUCGUCGCUGCCCCUGACAGAGGCCGUAUAGGUGCGGGGGCGUGCGUGCGUGCGUGCGUGCGUGCGCGUGUGUGUAUGUACGUACGUGUGUGUGUG